Kluyveromyces lactis is the source of this 738-nucleotide messenger RNA. It is a transcript of the gene CCS1, whose product is annotated as copper chaperone CCS1. Gene Ontology annotation, cellular component: cytoplasm. The record is from RefSeq and is a predicted model, not a curated record. NCBI's taxonomy places the organism in Eukaryota, Fungi, Ascomycota, Saccharomycetes, Saccharomycetales, Saccharomycetaceae. Gene Ontology annotation, biological process: removal of superoxide radicals. Gene Ontology annotation, molecular function: copper ion binding; superoxide dismutase copper chaperone activity. The coding region runs from base 1 to 738 and encodes 245 amino acids. The transcript has a single exon.
AUGUCUGGUACAGAUGAGAACGAUUUUGAGGCCACAUAUGCAGUUGAAAUGCAUUGUGAGUCGUGUACUAACGAUAUCCAAAAAUGCUUGAAAGAUGUGAAUGGAAUUAAGAAUGUGACAUUUGAUAUUAAGGAUAAUCUUAUGAACGUGGAGGGCCAUGCUGCCCCAAGUGCAAUUAUCAAUGCGUUAAAAAAUUGCGGGCGUGAUGGGAUCAUAAGAGGUACAGGUAAACCGAAUAGUGCUGCUGUGUCUAUCUUGGGACAAUACACGACUGGCCCUUUUGAAAAUACUGUCAAGGGACUAGUUAGAAUUGUCGAGGUAGCUCAGAAGAAAACGUUCUUCGAUAUAAACUUGAAUGGAGUUGAGAAGCCUGGUCUGUAUUACGCCUCUGUGAGAGCCAGUGGUGAUCUGAGCGAAGGUGUGAAAAGCACAGGGGAUCCGAUCUAUAAGUUCGACCAGCCCAUAGAUUGUACUUCACCAAGUGAUUCUAUACCUAAUUCUUUCAGUGGCAGUUCUUUCGUUUCAGCACCAGUCCAUGUAUGGGAAUUAAUUGGAAGAUCAUUUGUUGUUACCACCGAUCCGGAGCAUAAUGUGAACAAGGAUAAUGAUAUUUCGUUUGGCGGUGUGAUAGCACGCAGUGCUGGUAUUUGGGAAAAUGACAAAGAAGUAUGCGCUUGCAGUGGUAAGACCCUAUGGCAAGAGAGGAAGGAUGCUAUUCAACACAACAUCAGAUUCUGA